Molecule: messenger RNA, 1672 nt
Organism: Rhagoletis pomonella (apple maggot)
Lineage: Eukaryota; Metazoa; Arthropoda; Insecta; Diptera; Tephritidae
Exons: 4
Coding region: 114-1523 (469 amino acids)
Molecular function (GO): protein binding
Source: RefSeq, a predicted model, not a curated record
CUGACAGCUGCUAAACUAAUUUGUUUCCAAUCCGGCUAUUUUCUAUUUAUCUACAGUCUACAAUCAAUAAAAACAAAGCUACUUGAAGAAAACUAUAGCAAUCUACUAAUCGUAUGCAAAAAAUGGCGACUUGCCUCACAAAACAGCAAUUGGAGCAACAGAAAUUGUUGGAGCAACUGAAUGGUAGCGACAACGACGAGGAUGAAGAGCUGGAGGAAGCCGUCGAAGAUACAUUUUCCUUCUCGUGCAGCACUGCCUGCUGGGUUUGCAAUGGAUACUACGGCCCGAACUUUGAUGAGCCGCUAUGCGGCACCUGUCACGCUUUUCUGUACAAUACACAAGCUGCCGAAGAGUUGGAAACCACAAUUUCAGAUGAUGAAGAUUCAGGUAAUGAUGAGCCACCUUUCAAAGAUAAACAAGAAGUAGAUGAAGAUGACGACGUCGACGACGAUGAUGACGAUGUUGAUGACGUGGUCGAAGAUGAAGUCGAUGAUGAGGAGGGUGUUGGCAUGUUAGAGGCCGAAAUAGGAAAUGCACCUGUUAUGGCAGCACAAGAAAUGCAAGUUGAUCAUGUGCCUCCAUUAAUUGCAGAAGUAGAACAGCCGCGCCGUUCGCUAGAGCGCGAAGGCGAACGUGGAAAUGUUGCAUUGUUACCUAUACAACGACCACGUCCACUAGCACCACGUUCAUUGCCUGAUUUCUUAGAGUUGCUAUGUGAAGGGCGUGCGAAUGCACGUGAAGCAAUCGCACCCGUCGCGCCGCCAAAUAACAUCCUAAUGUUGCCCGUUGAAAUCAUGGUCAUUAUUUUCUCCCACUUGGACGAUAUGUCGAUGUGGAAGGCGAGUGAAGUGUGCAAGCAAUGGCGUAGCAUAUUAGAACAAAACACAUCCCAAUUGAUGUGGAUGCGUUAUUUGAAAGAGCGCUGGCCUCUCUUUCAGUGCAUCGUUGAUGUACCGAAUUGGCUCAAAUUGUAUAGCGCAUUGAUGAAUUCCUGCUUUUGCCGAACUUGUUUGCUGCAGAUGGCUUUGAAGUCGCCACCGCGUGCACGCCAAAAUGCGAUACGAAUGAAUUUCUUGCGUAACGAUGCACAUCAAUUGAAUAGCCAUGCAACGGAGGGCAUAGAUGCGAUACCCUUAGACAAGCAAAACACCUAUUGGCAGGCGAGCAUUUUGGGACCUGCCGGCAGUCCAUACGAAGGUGGCAAGUUCUUCCUUUAUAUCUUUUUUCCAGAACGCUAUCCAAUGAUUCCACCGACUGUACGCUUUUUGACAAAGAUUCUUCAUCCGAAUGUGUCACGCCAUGGUGAUGUGGGUAUCGAUAUUUUCCAGCAUAACUGGUCCUUAGCAUUGAACGUCUCGAAAAUCUUGUUGUCGGUGCAAAGUUUGCUCACAGAUCCAUAUACAGAGAUAUGCAUGGAACCCGAAUUAGGUUAUAUGUAUGAGCACAACCGUGCCCGUUUUGAGAACUUGGCACGUUCUUGGACCUGGAAGUAUGCCAUGUUCGAGUUGAUGCCGCCCUCCUAGGCGCACGUAUGCACAUACACAAGAAAAUAAAAAGAGUUACUUUGAAAACCAAGUGAACAAAUCGCUUUUUAGAAAGCAUUUACGAAUUAUUUAUUUAUUUAUCUUGAGCACAAAUAAUUGUUUUUAAUUUAAUUUAUUUAUUUAUGUAA